Molecule: messenger RNA, 1605 nt
Organism: Raphanus sativus (radish)
Lineage: Eukaryota; Viridiplantae; Streptophyta; Magnoliopsida; Brassicales; Brassicaceae
Product: pectin acetylesterase 12
Exons: 10
Coding region: 181-1431 (416 amino acids)
Biological process (GO): cell wall organization
Cellular component (GO): plant-type cell wall
Molecular function (GO): pectin acetylesterase activity
Source: RefSeq, a predicted model, not a curated record
CCAACCGUGAAUCCAGCCAUGAAACUCUUUUCAAUAUCUUUUUAUUUUAUUUUGUUCUCAGAAAAGCUCAUUUUAUAGUUUGUUCCUUUCUUCUCUACCUCUCACUCCUAUAGAUCUGUUUCUUUGUUUUCUUACCCUCUUUUGCUUUCAACUUCUCUUCCAGUGAGAGAGUGAGAGAGAAUGGAUAAGCUUUUGUUGCUGGUAGGGCUUAAUGUAGCUUGGCUGAUACUAGGAACUCAAGCAAAUGAGUAUUUAGACUUCAAUGUAACAGAGAUAGACCGCAUUGAGGAACUAGAGUUUGGAUUCUCCAAAUACAGUUCCAAUUUGAACCCUUUACUCGUUGGUCUCACUUUUAUCAGAGGAGCUGACUCAGGAGCUGUUUGUUUGGAUGGAACAUUGCCUGGAUACCACUUGCACCGUGGACAUGGAUCUGGAGCUGAUAGCUGGCUCAUUCAAUUAGAGGGAGGAGGAUGGUGCAACAACGUCAGGACAUGUGUAUACAGGAAGAAGACUAGACGUGGAUCAUCUAACUACAUGGAGAAGGAGCUUCAGUUUACAGGAAUAUUGAGUGAUAAAGCUCAAGAAAAUCCUGACUUCUUUAACUGGAAUAGAGUUAAGCUUCGUUACUGUGAUGGCGCUUCUUUCAGUGGAGAUGGACAGGAUGAGGCUGCACAGCUUCAGUUUAGAGGGGAGCGUAUCUGGAGAGCAGCCAUAGAUGAUUUGAAGGCAAAUGGAAUGCGAUACGCUAGCCAGGCACUUCUAUCUGGAUGUUCAGCUGGUGGUUUGGCAGCAAUAUUACGCUGCGAUGAGUUUAGGAACUUGUUCCCUGAAUCCACCAAAGUCAAGUGCUUGAGUGACGCAGGCUUGUUCUUGGACACAGCUGAUGUGUCUGGUGGACGAACAAUCAGGAACUUAUACAAUGGUAUAGUAGAGUUUCAAAGUGUGAAGAACAACCUGCCUCGUAUGUGCACAAACCAUCUUGAUCCAACUUCGUGUUUCUUCCCAGAGAAUCUGAUCAGUCAGAUGAAAACUCCUCUUUUUAUUGUCAACGCAGCAUAUGAUACAUGGCAGAUUCAAAGCAGUAUAGCUCCAACAUCAGCUGAUCCUAGUGGGUUUUGGCAUGAGUGUAGACUCAACCAUGAAAAAUGCACCUCUGGACAGAUGCGGUUCUUGCAAGGAUUCAGGGAUCAGAUGCUGAGAGUAGUUAAGGGCUUCUCAAUGUCUAGACAGAAUGGUUUGUUCAUAAACUCCUGCUUUGCUCACUGCCAAACCGAGAGGCAAGAUACUUGGUUUGCAGAUGACUCCCCUGUCAUAAGGAAAAAGGCGGUGGCAAUAGCUGUGGGAGAUUGGUAUUUUGAUAGAGCAGAAGUAAAGUUAGUUGACUGUCCUUACCCUUGUGACAGGAGCUGCCACAACUUGGUGUUCAGAUGAUUGACUAUAUACAUACCUUAGAAAGCUUCUCUCAAAUGGAGAGGGUUUUGUAUCCUUAAAGCAUUACCAAUGCCUCAUUGGAGAAUUGUAUGAUUGAUCUGUGCUUCUCUGGAAAACAAUAAUAAAACCCGAAAACAAAGUUUAAAUGCAAUCACAGAGAAAUGAUUCUUCUAA